AUGGCUCGGCUCGCAGCAACUUGGCUCAAAGUCAUUCUUUGCGACCUGAUUUGGAUGACCGCCGUCCUUCCUAGUGAAAAUGCCGACCACCUCUGGAAUGAUCAUUCAAUUGCGUGGAACGAUUUUGAUCACAAUUUAUCAGGUCGCCCAGGGUCACAGGGCUCGGUGCAAAAGCCCUAUUAUAACCCUUGGGAUAUGCAUUCAGAGGUGUGGAACGGGGUUCAGCACGACCUAUCACGUCGACCAAGACCACAGCGCUUUGCGGACGCCGAUUUUCCAUACCAUGUCCAUUCCCAACCACUUGACGGUCAUCAUCAACCACAUGCUCACGAAGAUCAAUCAUACAACCAGGAAUCAUAUCAACCAUAUUUCCACGAAACCGAUACUCUCAUGCAGCAAGCUGAGGCGCUGCCACAGAGCGCCCACACCAGUUCGCAAACCGACCCCCUCACGGGUCCAGGCACCUCUACAAACCAGGUCAACAAACCACGGCGGGAAGCAGCAACACUACUCUACAGCGGGGGGCCUUCGAUGCACCAACUCGAUCAACGUGUGAGACAGGCCAAGGAUUCCCAGAGCAUUAAUGCGGUAAAACGAUACGAGUUGUUCACCGAGAAGCUCGAUCGAAAACACAAUGAGAUUGCCGCAUUCUACGCAUAUUUAAAAUCAUCAAAAAAAAUGGGAGGCAGCUUGAAGGAACUGGGGGGUUUAAAAAUGAUCGUGCGCCAGGAGGAUUUUGGAGCACGUCCUCUUCAGAAUUUCCACAUCCGACUACCUACCGAGGAGAGAUACCAACGAAGUGGGGGGUACGAUCCGGUCCGCUCGAAGAUCGACAAAAUCUCAGCAGCCCUCAACUCCUAUCAUAACUUGUAUUAUAAAAAUAAAGCGGAUCUAACAAUUUUGGGAAGAACGAAACAAAGUAACACGGAACUACUCGAAUGGUUUUACGAACAGAUGUUCACCAAUACUGAUAAUCACCCUCCCCUGCUAGGCGAGGUCGAACAAAUUGAGCACAGGAAGAAGUUCACGCAGGCCCAGCAGUAUUUACAUGUCGCAUUGAAUCGUUCAGGACAACUAAACCAAUACGAGCUUGGUUAUCUCGCAACCCAUCUUCUAAAAUGUUGGUACAGAGACGAAUCCUCAAAAAUCCCGGGAACUUCUUUCUCCGAUUUGGACUACGAUAACAAUCUUACAAAGUGGGUAGAUGUUUAUCCACCCGAAAACCGUAAGAAACGGCACUUGAACGGCUAUAAAUAA
Messenger RNA from Puccinia triticina, 1257 nucleotides. RefSeq lists its product as uncharacterized. NCBI's taxonomy places the organism in Eukaryota, Fungi, Basidiomycota, Pucciniomycetes, Pucciniales, Pucciniaceae. The record is from RefSeq and is a predicted model, not a curated record. The transcript has 2 exons. The coding region runs from base 1 to 1257 and encodes 418 amino acids.